AUGGAACUAAUGGAAAUUACAUCAAUUCUUUUUAGAUGGCAUAUACCCGGUUCCACCAAUGGAAAAUCCAGGCAGUGCACCAUGGCCCAUUCCGGCCGAAUUACGCCGAUCCGAAUCGAAAAGUGGACGCUGCAACGCGUCUCAAUUCCAAAUUGCUCGUCCGUGAGCUCUUUGGAAGAAGAUUGCGGAUCAACUGAAUCUGAAGACAUGUCUAUCAGCCCAGACACGUCCUGCCGUUCGAGCGCGGACGCGGACAAGAGUUUCGAUCUCGACAAGGAUUUCCGCGAGAAACUGACCAAAUACGAAGAUAUAAUCGAAAAGAUCGAAAAUUUGCGGCUUGGACGUAACGACGAGGACAACAAAGAUGCCAAUGAGAACAAGACGCGCCACAUCAGCAGCGAAAACGUGAACAACCUGGAGUAUCGGAAUAGCUGCAAGUCAGGACGUCAUACCGAUAACGAGGACAUAAACAACAACGAGGAUAACGUCACGACUGAUGACAAUGAAGGUUGCCUGCCGCUUAACAUAUGCGACGACAAGAAACGAUGCUAUCCUUUGUACGAUGGGAAUUCCCUGGACGAUGAUUCGGAGUCCGAACAGGCGAAAGAGCAGGAGCAGGAGGACUCCGACGAUUCCGAUCUAAUUCAACGAGGACCAGUGAAAUCCAAUUUUCAAUCCCCUCGAGCAUUAUCAUAUCCUUACUCCAUGAUGACCUGGUUACAAACGACACGUGCAAACGACGGCACAGAUGCCGCCUACGCGGUAGACUACGACAAAACUGCCGAGCAAAUUUUAAGGAACAAGGAUUACAGCGAGAAACUGAAUCCUUGCUUAGACCAGUUAUCGGAUUCGAGUCGAAAUCAGACGUUGAUCGGAACGAUGAAUCUGGGGAUCGAACCCAGUUGGAUCGGAGAGAAUGACAAAAAUAUUUUCCGUAACAGAGACUCUAACAAUGAUACCGCGGCGCUUCCCUCCAUAGUUGUCGACGAUCCGGGAGAAGAGUCCUUGAUGGACAUCCUGUCGCAUGGCGGUUUUCAAGCCGCAUUGCUCUCAGACGCCGGCAGUCACUCGAUUCCCUCGCCAGGCGCGAAAACCUGGUCCGAUUCUCCAGCGAGUAGCUACAACUACGUCGUCUCGAGGUCGAACAGUCGGGCGUCGAGUCGCGCCCAAUCACCGGGUUCCGCAACGAACUUGGAGUCACCGCAGAUGCACGUCAACGUCAUCGGCAGCCCGCUCGGCUCACCGCAGGUUGCAUCGACAUAUCGUGUGCCACAAACGUUAUCCUCCUCAUCCUCGUCCAAUCAGUCCUACAGCGACGUGUCCAGCCCGAAUUAUCAGACAUCCCUUAAUUAUCAGACUGAGGAACAGCUUGGCGAAUCACUGUCCGGUUGGAAAGGUAUCUACGAGUCUUCGGGGACGAUCGUCAACAGCAGCGACACAAUCGACAGCGCGUUGCUUCAACUCGUGGAGCAAGUCAUAGAAGAGGACAAGCAAAAUAAAGCGUUGAAGGAGUCGCAGAUUGUCUCGAAUACCUCUUGCUUCUCGUCGGCCUACAACGACCGGUGCGUGUCCGUGCAAACGUUGGGGAAUGAUGUGAAUCUUGCAUCACGCGAGUGUCCUAGGAGCGGCAUGCGAAGCGAAAAACUGGAGGCUUGUUUGGGCAUACCCAACACGGACUCCAUCCAGGUUGGGGGUCUGCCCAUCGAUAGCGAUCUCGUAUCGGUUUACGCGAGCAAGGGGAGCACCGGAGGAUGUGCAUUCGUGAAUCGCGCGGUGAACGGCCACGCGACAAAUAUGGAGCCGAGGUAUUACGAACCGCACGCAAAGAACAACCAGGUCAACACGUCAGUUGUGUCGCAGCACGAUGCGAACACUCUGCACGAGCUCGGACUGACCGAUGAGACAUCCGUGAAGACAUCUGAACAGAACUUAAGGACAUCACAGGAGGAGUACACGAUGUUCCAUACCGCUAGUGGAGAAAAGAGAUAUGAUCAGCCACCGUCGGUGUUUGCACCCAGCGACUAUCAAAUACCAACAAUGGUCUCCUCAUUUGUAUCUAAUCCGCAGAGGAACUUGAAUCGAGGCAUAGUACCGUGGCCUUCGCUAAACUUACCGUCUGUAAGAGCGAGUGAGAGGCUGAAGGAAGGAUUGCAUCCUAAGGAAGUGGAAAGAGCCAUGAGUAAUCUGCUGAAAAAGUCCAUAGAGGAAUUAGCAGCCUCGGAUGAGGAUGGUGACACAGCGUUAAUGUGCCUGGUGGGCAAUCCAGAGGAAUUAACAAAGAAGAAAGCUUAUUUGGUGCCAUUGGUCGAGAGAUUGGGUAACCUGCCGAGCGCUCUAUCAAUGGUGAAUAAUCGCAACGAGGACGCUUUGUACUUGGCCGCUAUGAAUUGUCCGGAAAUGCCAUACGUCACCGGAUAUCUAGCUGCCGCAAUGAUACAGAAAGGGAUUGAUAUCAACCAAAGAUUAUAUCAUAUGCACGGCGACACACUGAUACAUUCAAUUGUAGCACGCGGCGAUUCUCACGGGGAGGUCUUGGCGGAAUUAUUAACGUUAAAGACGGUGCAAGGAAAUUCCGUGUUCGAUUUAUCGAGGUGUAAUUAUGAUGGUUAGUUAAAUAAGAAUGAGAUUGAGAUGUAUGAAAUUAUACA
Mycetomoellerius zeteki is the source of this 2648-nucleotide messenger RNA. RefSeq lists its product as uncharacterized. Lineage: Eukaryota; Metazoa; Arthropoda; Insecta; Hymenoptera; Formicidae. The record is from RefSeq and is a predicted model, not a curated record. Bases 1 to 2610 code for a protein of 869 amino acids. The transcript has 7 exons.